Messenger RNA from Arabidopsis thaliana (thale cress), 558 nucleotides. RefSeq lists its product as uncharacterized. Lineage: Eukaryota; Viridiplantae; Streptophyta; Magnoliopsida; Brassicales; Brassicaceae. Bases 238 to 351 code for a protein of 37 amino acids. The record is from RefSeq and is marked reviewed. The transcript has a single exon.
CUACAACAAUCAUGAAAAUAUUCUUAGUUUUAUUCUAUUUAUUUAAAAAAUUAUAGUAAUACAUAAAUGACAUAAUUUACGACAAAAAAAAAAUGACAUAAUUUAAAGGCCACAAUAUCAGUUGGUAAUUUGUGGUAGAAUCUUCUUGACUCACCAGUCACCCCUAUUAUCUGACGCUGUAACCCGCAAGUGUGCUCGUGAUCCUCCAAUGGAGAAAAUCAUUCAAGUAAAAGAAAAAUGAAACUAUCAUCUUCUUCAUCAUUUUCAAAUCCUCUUUACCGCAUAUCUCCUACUCCUAAUCGGUUUAACGAUCUUUUGUUAGCUAAAACCAUCAUCUUCUCCAUUAUCUGACCACUUUCACUUUGCCUCGUCAGUCCUCACCAACUUCAAAAUUUGAUACUCGACAAACAAAUCAAAACAACGCCAAUUCUCCUUCGUCAAAGCACGUCGGGUUACGAAACGUCUCCAAUAAUCAAACGUAUCCAAUGUGUUUGUCCUUAUGCCAAGCUUAUUCGUGUAAUUUUGAACAUAUAUGUGAGAACUUUCAAAGUGAUGUGG